AUGCUAUUGGUCCCAUGUGCGCCAUUCGUGCAGGGGACUGUCCCCUCGCCGGCGCAGCCAUGUUGUGAUAACCUCCGACAGCUGUACAACCAGCAACCAGGUUGCCUAUGCCUCUUGCUGAAUGACACUGCAUUGAGCUCUUUUCCUAUCAAUACUACACUUGCUCUGCAGCUCCCACUUCUUUGCAACCUCCAAGUUGACUUCUCUACAUGUUCAGGGGUGCCUAUGCCUCCCAGUUCACCUGUUUCUCAAGGCCCCUCUGGGACACACCCCAAUUCCUCCAUAGCUGGCUGUAUGUUUUUCUGUGAUUCUUUAAGAACUACUGUUAGUCUUUGGUCCUGGUUUAUUUACAAUCCACUUGCUUGUUUUCUGGGAAUUUCAGCCGCUCCUAUGGUCACUGUGGCACCUAGAACCAACAUCAUGGGUUUUGAAUUUGGCCGUAGUGAUGGCACAGAGUUGAAGAUAAAAGGUCAAACAGUCAUGCUGGUCGCUGCAAUAGCAUUCAUACUGCUGAGUCCUGCAUAG
This is a messenger RNA of Camellia sinensis, 525 nucleotides long. Its product is annotated as non-specific lipid transfer protein GPI-anchored 10. Lineage: Eukaryota; Viridiplantae; Streptophyta; Magnoliopsida; Ericales; Theaceae. The record is from RefSeq and is a predicted model, not a curated record.